GCUCCAGGAAAAGGGGAGCGAGUUCAUUGGAUCAAACAUGUCACAAGAGUCGGACAAUAAUAAACGUCUGGUGGCCUUGGUGCCCAUGCCCGGUGACCCUCCGUUUAAUACCCGAAGAGCCUACACCAGUGAGGAUGAGGCCUGGAAGUCGUAUUUGGAGAACCCCCUGACGGCGGCCACCAAGGCGAUGAUGAGCAUUAACGGCGACGAGGACAGCGCCGCCGCCCUGGGCCUGCUGUACGACUACUACAAGGUUCCUCGAGACAAGAGGCUGCUGUCUGUAAGCAAAGCAAGCGACAGCCAAGAAGACCAGGAUAAAAGAAACUGUCUUGGCACCAGUGAAGCCCAGAGUAAUUUGAGUGGAGGAGAAAACCGAGUGCAGGUCCUAAAGACUGUUCCAGUGAACCUUUCCCUAAAUCAAGACCACUUGGAGAAUUCAAAACGGGAACAGUACAGCACGAACGUCCCCGAGAGCCCAGCCAUCAUCCCCGUGUCAGGAAUCACAGUGGUGAAGGCUGAAGAUUUCACGCCGGUUUUCAUGGCCCCACCUGUGCACUACGCCCGGGGAGACGGUGAGGAGCAGCGCGUGGUUAUCUUUGAACAGGCUCAGUACGGCGUGCCCUCCAUGGCCAGCCACGGCACCUACCUCAAGGAUGACCAGCGCAGCACCCCGGACAGCACUUACAGCGAGAGUUUCAAAGACGGAACCACAGAGAAAUUUCGGAGUGCUUCAGUUGGGGCUGAGGAGUACAUGUACGACCAGACAGCAAGUGGCACCUUUCAGUACACCCUGGAAGCCACCAAAUCUCUCCGUCAGAAGCAGGGGGAGGGCCCCAUGACCUACCUCAACAAGGGACAGUUCUACGCCAUAACACUCAGCGAGACGGGGGACAACAAGUGCUUCCGACACCCAAUCAGCAAAGUCAGGAGCGUGGUGAUGGUGGUCUUCAGCGAAGACAAGAACCGGGACGAGCAGCUGAAAUACUGGAAGUACUGGCACUCUCGGCAGCACACGGCGAAGCAGAGGGUCCUCGACAUCGCUGAUUACAAGGAGAGCUUUAAUACAAUUGGAAACAUUGAAGAGAUCGCGUACAAUGCUGUUUCCUUCACCUGGGACGUGAAUGAAGAAGCGAAGAUUUUCAUCACCGUGAAUUGCCUGAGCACAGAUUUCUCCUCCCAAAAAGGGGUGAAAGGACUUCCUCUGAUGAUUCAGAUUGACACAUACAGUUAUAAUAAUCGUAGCAAUAAACCCAUUCAUAGAGCUUAUUGCCAGAUCAAGGUCUUCUGCGACAAAGGAGCAGAAAGAAAAAUCCGAGAUGAAGAGAGAAAGCAGAACAGGAAGAAGGGGAAAGGCCAGGCCUCCCAAACCCAGUGCAACAACUCCUCUGAUGGGAAGUUGGCAGCGAUACCCUUACAGAAGAAGAGCGACAUCACCUACUUCAAAACGAUGCCCGAUCUGCACUCCCAGCCAGUCCUCUUCAUACCCGACGUUCACUUUGCAAACCUGCAGAGGACAGGACAGGUGUAUUACAACACGGAUGAUGAACGAGAAGGCAGCAGUGUCCUUGUGAAACGGAUGUUCAGGCCCAUGGAAGAGGAGUUUGGUCCAGCACCUUCGAAGCAGAUGAAAGAAGAAGGGAUGAAGCGAGUGCUUCUGUACGUGAGGAAGGAGACGGACGACGUGUUUGAUGCCUUGAUGUUGAAAUCUCCCACAGUGAAGGGCCUGAUGGAAGCGAUAUCUGAGAAAUAUGGACUCCCUGUGGAGAAGAUAACAAAGCUUUACAAGAAAAGCAAAAAAGGCAUCCUGGUGAACAUGGACGACAACAUCAUUGAGCACUACUCGAAUGAGGACACCUUCAUCCUCAACAUGGAGAGCAUGGUGGAAGGCUUCAAGAUCACGCUCAUGGAGAUCUGAGCCCUGCUCUCGGCAGCGGCCCUCAGUGCCUUCCUCCCGGGGAGAGCCACAGGUCCUGGCCCCAGAACCCGCAGACCCACCUUGCCCAUCUCACACUUGCUGUUACACGACUGCGCUGGGGAGGGGGCGAGGCCCGAAGCCCCACCUUCUGUCCGUGCAUUUGGCCCACCCACCGGCUCCUGCUGGGGAGCCAAAGCCCCAGCCCCUGGGGAAACGGCCUUGCGCCUGUCACAUCCUUAUUUAUUGUCCACCUUUUGUUGAGAGAGCAGGGGCCCAGGCCUGCCAGGACUCUGCAGGUCACGGCUAGCUCCAGGUAACACCGUCCAGUGCCCUCCCCUUCAAGGGAAACACCGCCAACCCGGUCAUCCUGAAGAGCCCGGCAAGGCUCACUCCUGGCGGCUCCCAUCUCCAUGGCUGCAGAUUGUCUGGACAGAAUGAGCUGCUGCUCAGGACGCCCCCUUACAGUCCAGAAACCUCCAGGUUGUUCUUGGAAGGUCGUCUUGCUGAUCCCUCCAGGGGCUCCCAGCGAGUGGCCACCAGGCCUUGGACAGGACGAUGUUCAGCUUCCAUGUAAUUAGUAAGCAACACAGAAGGCGUGCCCGGCUCUCAUGUAUAUAGUGUUGAUAAUAUUGCAAUAAUAUAUUUUACCUGUGGUACGUGGGCAUGUUUACUGCCACUGGCCUAGGGGAGGCACAUCCCUGGAAACUCUGCUUUCUACAAGAGGUUUCUGCCUCUGUUUAGGAGAUGUGCUGAGCGAGGGAAGUGGCCUUUAGGGUGUCAGGUGGCUGCAGUGGGUGCCAAGACAGCUGCCCCAGUGGGCACACCCAGGGCCUCAGUCCCGGUCCAUGGAGGGGCCCCUGCACGGGCACCACCCGCCCUGGAGGCCGCUGAGUUUCUCUCCGGUGAUGUGCUUCGCCUGACUCUCCCUCCCAGCUGUCUCGUGGGAAAGGUCAGAUUGUCUGAGGCCCCAGCCCCUCCGCCUUUGGCGUUGGCAUUGCCUGAGUUCUCCGGAGAGCCGGCAGUGGGCUGCCAUCAGGGCCUGCGCGGGGCCGCUGCAGAAUUCCUUGACUGUCAUGAGGACCCUGGCCACCGUGUGGGGCCUCGCAGUUUACAAGCCCAUUCUUCAUCUCAAGUGGCCCCUUCAAAGCCCGACUGCGCUUCUGAGAGUGGUGCCAGCAGCUCAGCUUGGAACCGACAGGCCAGGGCUGCCUCCCAGGGCUCGGCCGGCACCGGAGAGGCGGGGAUCAGCCGCGUCUGCUCCCGGCUGCUGGAUGUGGAGGGAGGGAGGGAGCGAGAAUGCCUCGACAGCCCUGGCUCUUCUGAAACCAGCGUCCGGCGGACGACUGGGAGAGAGAAGGUCUUGUCCUCCUGCUGGGUGCCCUGGCAGACGAAGAGAAGAAACACUUCCCUGAACAAUCACAAGAUCACAAGCCGUCCGGGCCACUGCUCUCUUUGAGGGGACAGGAACGUGGUCUCGGGGUCUGUGUUCACCCUGUGGGUUGAAGCACUAGCUUUUUUGGUAGCCAGACAUCCCCCACCUCCCACACCAAACCAAGGUCCUGGAUCAAAGACAGCUGUUAUGUAAGGGCCAGAUUUGCCUGUAAAGCACUUUGAUGUCUUACCUGGGGGCUUUCUGUCCAAGGGCUCCGGGCCCUCCCAUCCCAUCUGCCCCUGAGGCCCAGAGCAGGAAGGAAGGGCCACUCCCACCCAGCUGUUCCUCCUUGAGGCUGCAGCAGAUUUGCAUGGAAUGGAGGGCAGGUGCAGAGCCUGGGACAAUCUCCAGGUGUGGGGAGGGGCACCUCGCUGUGUGUCUUCUGGACACAUUACCCUUCCUUGUGGUGCCUAAGGUUCAUACCCUAGAUUCAGCUCUGCUCCAAUCAAUCCUCUCCUCCUCCACUCUGACUGCCAUGCCCUGGACCAGAAUCGUGGGGACUCUCCUGGGUACCAAGGAGCCCUGCUCCAAGAUGGACAGAUGCAGUGUUGGAAAAAUACAUGAUGUACGAUGCACUCCCCAUGGUCCUCACCUAAGGGGUGGCUGCAAACAUGACUGGCAGGCAUAAUGGCGAAUACUGUUGGGCUGGGGCAUAGGACUCCAGAGUAGGAAAAGAGACAAUUUCCGGCAAUCUGACACAGGUUCCCGAGCCUUCUCUCUCCAGCCUGUGUGGGAAGAAUGUUUGCUGGGCCUGCCCUAGGCAGAGGCUGAAUUGGAGAUGCUUUUGCCUCUGUCCCCAGUCCCUGGACAAUCAUUGUGGUGACCACUGCCAGAACAAAGCAUAUGAGGUCAGUGGGGCAGACUGUCCCCUCCCAGAUCUGUCCCCAUCUUAUCACGUGCCCUCUGCAUUCUCGGUGUGCCCAUGGCUUGUCCUUCACUAUGUAUGCGAGCAGAGCUUUGAUGAGCAAAGUUGUCCAAGCAAGAACACUCCAGAGAGACAGGAAAACUUGCCUUUUCUUCUUUUUUCUGUCCCUCAAUUACACUCAAAUAAGUAGGCUUAAAAAAAAUCCAUGUAAGAUGAGGAACAUGUGAAACAAGUGUGUUUCUUUCUUUGCUUACCCAAAUUGCUUAGACUUUGUUUGGAAAUUGGGACCAACAGAAAAAUGCAGUCAGAUGUCAUCUUGGAAUUGGAUCUUAAAAGACUGAGGCACGUCCCAGCCCAGAAACUUAAGAAGCAUGAACUGAAUCAAACAUUUAUUUUCCUUCUAAUUUAAAAUUAUGAAAAUGCAACAGAAGCAAAGGGUUUGUGCCAAAUUCUAUGAACAGCCCUCUUUUAAAGACAAGCGAGGGAGAUAGAUAGAUGGACAAUUUGCUCUCGUGUUAAAAAAAGAAAAAAGACAAAUGUAACUUAAUAGUUUUGUAAAUGGGAGAGGGGGAAUCUAUAAACUAUAAAUACAGUUAUUUUAUUUUUUGUACAUUUUUAAGAAGAAAAAAAAAUAAAUAUUCAUAACGUAAGAGUAAA
Molecule: messenger RNA, 4869 nt
Organism: Camelus dromedarius (Arabian camel)
Lineage: Eukaryota; Metazoa; Chordata; Mammalia; Artiodactyla; Camelidae
Gene: GRHL2
Product: grainyhead like transcription factor 2
Exons: 16
Coding region: 38-1915 (625 amino acids)
Biological process (GO): brain development; regulation of transcription by RNA polymerase II; neural tube development
Cellular component (GO): nucleus
Molecular function (GO): DNA-binding transcription activator activity, RNA polymerase II-specific; RNA polymerase II cis-regulatory region sequence-specific DNA binding
Source: RefSeq, a predicted model, not a curated record